Molecule: messenger RNA, 1543 nt
Organism: Hordeum vulgare subsp. vulgare (domesticated barley)
Lineage: Eukaryota; Viridiplantae; Streptophyta; Magnoliopsida; Poales; Poaceae
Product: serine--glyoxylate aminotransferase
Exons: 5
Coding region: 2-1315 (437 amino acids)
Cellular component (GO): peroxisome
Molecular function (GO): L-serine:pyruvate transaminase activity; L-alanine:glyoxylate transaminase activity
Source: RefSeq, a predicted model, not a curated record
CAUGCCCGUUGGCCAUCAUGCCUCCUAUAUAGCCUCCGUCCACCCUAUCCUCCUCUCCUUCGCACGUAUUCCCCCUUCUCCUCCCCUGGUCACCGACGGGAAAAGCAAGAUGGACUACAUGAAUGGGCCAGGCCGGAACCACCUGUUCGUCCCUGGGCCGGUGAACAUCCCGGACCAGGUGAUCCGCGCCAUGAGCAGGCAGAACGAGGACUACCGCUCGCCGGCGAUCCCUGCCCUCACCAAGACCCUCCUGGAGGACGUGAAGAAGAUCUUCAAGACCACCACCGGCACCCCCUUCCUCUUCCCCACCACCGGCACCGGCGCCUGGGAGAGCGCGCUCACCAACACGCUCUCCCCGGGGGACCGGAUCGUGUCCUUCUCGCUGGGGCAGUUCAGCCUGCUGUGGAUCGACCAGCAGCAGCGCCUCGGCUUCAGCGUGGAUGUGGUGGAGUCCGACUGGGGCUACGGCGCCGACCUCGGCGUCCUCGAGUCCAAGCUCCGCAGUGACUCGCAGCACACCAUCAAGGCCAUCUGCAUCGUCCACAACGAGACCGCCACCGGCGUCACCAACGACCUCCACGCCGUGCGCAAGCUCCUCGAUGCGUACCGGCACCCGGCGCUGCUGCUGGUGGACGGGGUGUCGUCCAUCUGCGCACUGGACUUCCGCAUGGACGAGUGGGGCGUGGACGUGGCGCUGACGGGGUCGCAGAAGGCGCUGUCGCUGCCGACGGGGCUGGGAAUCGUGUGCGCCAGCCCCAAGGCGCUGGAGGCGGCCAAGACGGCCAAGUCGGUGCGCGUCUUCUUCGACUGGAAGGACUACCUCAAGUUCUACAAGAUGGGCACCUACUGGCCCUACACGCCGUCCAUCCAGCUCCUCUACGGCCUACGCGCCGGCCUCGACCUCCUCUUCGAGGAGGGCCUCGACAACGUCAUCAAGAGGCACACACGCCUCGGCACCGCAACAAGGCUGGCGGUGGCAGCGUGGGGGCUCAAGAACUGCACCGAGAAGGAGGAGAACUUCAGCGACACGGUCACCGCCGUCGUCGUGCCGCCAUACAUCGACAGCAGCGAGAUCGUCAAGCACGCAUGGAAGCGGUACAACCUCAGCCUCGGGCUCGGGCUCAACAAGGUCGCCGGCAAGGUCUUCAGGAUCGGCCACCUCGGCCACCUCAACGAGCUGCAACUUCUGGGUUGCCUCGGCGGGGUGGAGAUGGUGCUCAAGGACAUCGGGUACCCGGUGAAGCUUGGCAGCGGCGUGGCGGCCGCGGCGGCGUACCUCUCGAAUUCCACGCCCCUCAUCCCCUCCAGAAUCUGAGCAAAUUCCACGCACAAAAGCAAGGGGGUCGCGAGGAGAAGAACAAACACGUACAGUGUGCCCUGCUUGGGUCUGCUGCUGGGCACACGGCAGAGCACAGCAGAGCAGGCGUAGUAUUAUACUCUCUCUGUAUGUAAAGUUAAUUUUCACACACCCAUCUAUGCUAAAGGAGUAUAAUUUCGUCAACUGAAGCUUUAAUUAAAGGAAAUUGAACCCGGAGUAUUAUUA